Lasiosphaeria miniovina is the source of this 804-nucleotide messenger RNA. Its product is annotated as glutaredoxin. Gene Ontology annotation, biological process: intracellular iron ion homeostasis. The coding region runs from base 1 to 804 and encodes 267 amino acids. Lineage: Eukaryota; Fungi; Ascomycota; Sordariomycetes; Sordariales; Lasiosphaeriaceae. The record is from RefSeq and is a predicted model, not a curated record. Gene Ontology annotation, cellular component: nucleus; cytosol. Gene Ontology annotation, molecular function: 2 iron, 2 sulfur cluster binding. The transcript is spliced from 2 exons.
AUGUCAGCCAUCAAAGAGAUCACCAGCCUUGAGGGCUGGGCGCAACACAUAUCAUCGCUCCUUCCUUCAACCCUCUUGAUCGUCUCGUUCCAUGCUCCUUGGGCAGCACCCUGCGCGCAGAUGGCAAACGUUCUAUCGACCCUAGCGAACCAGUACCCCGUGACUGAACCGCUUUCGACGUCAUGGGUGUCCGUCAACGCUGAAGAGCUUUCCGAAAUCAGCGAAACUUACAAUGUGACGGCCGUCCCGUUUCUUGUCCUUGUCAGAAAUGGCCAGGUUCUCGAAUCGGUCAGCGGGAGCAGCGCGGUCAAAGUGCGGAAUGCAAUCGAGAGUCACGCAAAGCCUGCCGCACACUCAAAUCCAACCGUUGGCGAGCAAGCAGCGGCUGUCACCAACGGCGGUGCACCAGUUGUUAGAGAUGAGAUUAGCGAGGCUCUUCCGAGAGACGCUGAGAAGCAGAGAGAGGAACUUUUCAAGCGCCUUGCCGACCUCGUAAAGGCUGCUCCAGUGAUGCUGUUCAUGAAAGGAACACCUAGCGAGCCCAAGUGUGGCUUCUCACGACAAUUGGUGGCAAUUUUGCGGGAGAAUGCUGUCAAGUACGGCUUCUUCAAUAUCCUAGCCGACGACGAAGUGCGCCAGGGGCUGAAGGAGUUUGCGGAUUGGCCAACGUUCCCGCAACUCUGGGUUGACGGGGAAUUAGUUGGUGGGCUUGAUAUUGUCAAGGAAGAACUAGCCAGCGAUUCUGACUUCUUCAGCAGAUACAGCACUAAAGUGAACGGCGGUGCCUCUGCUGCAGCGUCUUGA